AUGGGGGAGCGCCGCGCCGCCGCCGCCGCCGGGGAAACUUCUUUGUGGCUCGUCACCCGCGGCGACAGCCGGAGGCUGCUACCGUGCCCGCUGACCCGGCGCCAGGGCCAUGGGGGCGCGCUGAGCCCGCCCGACCGCCCGCCCGCCGCCACCGCCCCGCUCCGCCUCGGCGCUGAGGGGAGGAGCGAAUCCAAUCGCAUCGAGCCGAGUCGAGCCGCGCCGCGGGAACCCCUGCCCGCCCCUUCCCGCCGCCUCCACCAUCAUCAUCACCGCCCUUUUGCUUUCGCUUUCCCUGCGGCGGCCCCCGGGGCGCGGCCUGGGGGUGUCCCGGUGCCCGUCCGGGUGUGGCGCCCGCCUUACCUCCGCCCGCCGCCCCUCACCGGCCGCGGCUCCCGGGCACGGCGGCUGCGCAGCGCGGCGCGCCCCGGCCGCCCGCGGGCCGGAGGGGCGGCGCGGCCCCACAGCCCACCCCCGGCGGGACGCGGCCUUUGGCCCUCCCUCAGGAUUUCGGGCCCCUCAGGGCUGCGCGGGGCCGUGGCGGUCUGGGGUCCGUGCGCGACCAUCCCCUCGGUGCGCGCUGACACCGGGGGCCACCUCCGGGCCUCCGCGGUGCCGUGGCGGGACCGCGGCAUCCCUGGGGGGCUCAGCGGGGCGGGGAUGUGGCCGGGCUGUCACCAGCCCACGGGGACCGGGCGGCGGUGCGUGAGGGACCGCGCGGUGGCGAGGGCGCUGCCCCGGCCCCGCUGUGGCACCCCCGGCGGGCUGCCCGCGGCGUGGGACAGCGGCCCGGGGCAGCGCCGGCCUCCCGGGAAGCCCGAGCUGCCUGUCAGCCGGCGCUACUGCCGAGCAGCGCUCAGUCAGGUUGCCUUCAGCCGCCGGUUGCUGCGAUACCUAAGCCCCCUUGAACGAAUUUCAGCGUUUGACACCCCCUGCUUUGGUACUUCUUGCAUGCUGAACUCCCACUCUUUGCCUAAAAUGUAACCCCUCCUGGGCUGCCGCGUGUGUUGUAAUUGUAGCUAUUAAGGCCUUUGGAACAGGAAAGGCGUUCUACCGUAGGGUUACAUCAGCUGAAAUGAUUACUAAAAUUAAUAAUUUUGGAACCAAAUGCUAAAGUCUUCAGCUGAGUUUUUGCUCAUUUAUCUCAUUGUUUCCUUGUACUCUCCCAUCUGUCUCUCACCAUCUGCUCUCUCUUGCCUGGUGCUUGAGCUGGGAGCUCCUUGCAGAAGGGGCUGUGGAGCUCCACCACACCCAGCACAGUCCCAGGCCACGGCUGGGACUCCUCCCUCCACCGAUGCUAUAACUGAUUCCUUAACCUGCCUUGUGGUUCGGUCAGAUUAUCUGUAAAAUAAUCAGUUGAUUAUUUUACAGCCUGAUCUUUCAGGUUACCUUUGAAAAAGCCUGUUCCAAAAGGCACCACACAACAUGCUGAGGCGACUGCUGUGCUUCUCACAGGGCCCACAGCUUGUGAAUGCUAAGGAGCAGACAGAAAGCUGAGAAACUUAAAAAAAAAAUAAAAAAAUAAUCGGUCCUCUCUGGACACUUUUCUGAAACUACGUGGUGCCUAGACAGGAAUUUGGGAAGUCUGGAUUUUUGGCUUAAAUGGUGGUGGACUUAGUUUUGUGCAGAAGCUGUGGUGGGAGUUCUCCCAAGGGGUAUGUGAGGGGGGAGGCAGGGCUGACAGCUGCCACCAAACUAUGUGAAAACACAACCGGUAAAGUGCACAGUAAAGUGGUUGGCAGUGCAACUAUUCCCCAACAGGCAGUGAGAACACCAAAGCACCUGCAGGAGGGUAUUCCUUCAUGGUAGACUGUAAGGGUUUUACAUUCUUUCUGAAAGAAGAUAGUCACUGCUUUUAUUAUUAAUUUUGCAAUCAGUUUCAAAUUUCAUGUAGCAGAAAGGCAGUCUCAAAACAUGAACAUUUAUUAGACCUAAUAUAUACCUAAAGUCACAACAGUUUAAUCAAAAGCAUUGUUUUAUAACUGAUAGUUUUACAAGAAUACUCAGUAAUAAAUUUAUAGAUAGAGCAGAAAAUGCAGAGGGCAGUUUUAAAUGGGUAUUCAAGAUUAUACACACAGGUUGGACCCGUGUAACUCUUUCAAUGUCACUGUGGCAGUUUCUGUCUGUAGAUAAGCAAGCUGCAAAAAUAUAUUUAUCCACAGGAGAGGGGUUACGUGUGAGCUUUCACAGGGCAGACAGGAACCCUUCAGAAGAUGGCCUGCUGCAUGUGGAAAGAUUUCAGUUUCCAGUCUCUUUCAGCCGUUGCUCUGUCUGCUGAUUCUGCAAUUACAAGAUUAUGUGUGGUCUGUGAUUAGGAAACCUUAUUUAGGAAACCUUAACCUUGGCAACGGUUCUGGGACUACCAACUGAGUUCAGUUAUAAAAUGUCAUUUAAAAGAUUUUACUUUCAACUAAUGAAGAUGAAAACAAAAACAUGCAAUACAUUAUCAUUUUAAUAAAUACAUGUAUAAAAACUGUCC
Molecule: messenger RNA, 2476 nt
Organism: Passer montanus (Eurasian tree sparrow)
Lineage: Eukaryota; Metazoa; Chordata; Aves; Passeriformes; Passeridae
Product: translation initiation factor IF-2-like
Exons: 3
Coding region: 1-981 (326 amino acids)
Source: RefSeq, a predicted model, not a curated record